AUGUCUGACAGGCUUAGGUCCCGCAAGUAUCGACCUCAGAUUCUCAAAGGGACACCUUUCAUAAAGCCCCAGAGGGUCGAAUUGGCUCAGCUACGCUGCCCAAACCCACCUGGGGAAACCCUUUUGCUCCGAAAAAGCAGUCUGUUGAAGCACUCAUUGGGCAUUUCGAGACAGUUAAAAGACCGACUCAGCAGAGCACCCACAGCUCCAUCCGAACACGCCCUUACGAGUCCGUCGCCAUCCUUGCGUGAACGAUAUUCGAGCGCGCUCAAAUCACAAAAGCAGACUUCUCCCGGCUAUCGCCCUGACAAAGCCGUCCGCGGACGGGGUCUCCGAGAAGAAGAAAUCCACUUCAUUGAGCAAGCGCUUAAGAGAAGGCUCUCUGAUAGCUCGCUAGACCCAAGAGCCUCUCAUAGAUCACCCGAAUGCUACCCAGCAACGGACCGGCCACGAAUUCAGGUAAAGGCAUCUGCACGGUCUAUAUCGAUAAUUAUUCCAGAAGGCGUCAAGCUUCCGGUUGUUGCCACCAUCGAAUCUGCGGGGUCGUUUGAGUUUGAGACUCAGAUGUCGACUUCGAAUGAUAGAGAAGCAAGCAAGUCAAGCAGUACUGCCGGCUUUGAUCCAAAUACGCGGGAAAUGAGCCGUCGGCAGGAAACCUUGUCAGAACAGACAACCACUGAAGCAAUCCGAGCCAGUGAGAAUCAGGAGAUAAUAGCAGGAUUGGGGCUGCCCUUCCUCGCAAGAGUCAGCAAAGGCCGCUUGAACGUUUCAGAGGCAUCAAUCUCUGCGCCCCAAAGCGCCGACGUAUCAGCUUCAGGACAAGUCUUUAUUCCUCCUCACGAACGCUCUCCCGAAGAGGUUCCCGACCCUCUUCAUCACCAUUCCAGAGAAGCAGAAGUAAAGCCGAGAGGUGAUCAUGAGACAUCUGAGCCGCUCAAAGAGCCUCGAGAAGUCUUGAGCUCUCAAGCCAUAACCGAACCAGCUCUCGACCCCGCUGGUCCUGCAGAUACCGCUUCUCCCGAAAGUGAACGUGAGCUUAAAGCUGAGGAAGCAGAUCCGAGCUCUGAAGAGCCUGCUUCAACCUCCGUGACCAAAUCAGAGAACCCGUUUGAUCCUGUUGCGGCGAUUUCCUCUGAAGUCGAUGACCCCAGACCGUUCUCGAUCCCAGAAAUCAGAAUACACAGACCCAGCGGCACAGUCAUGUCUGAUUCACCAGGGGCGGCGGACACGAACAGUUCGAGUAUGUCGCCCACAACUGUACAGACAGCAAAGGAACAAAGUCCGACUACUACACCGCUCAAAGCUGUAUCAAAUCCUAUUACGGCUGUCCUGGAGCUCAGCCCGCUUCCCGUGGAUCCUACAUCAGCCACGAAUGCAGUACCCAUUGAUGCAGUGGCCUCAACCCUCCCAGUUUCGGUAUCUGUCUUACCAGUAGCAGGCAAGAUCGGCAAAAGAAAGAGGGUCAUCCAGAAAGCGCGCCGAGUCAUUGUCAGAAAGCAUCUGCUUGCGAUCAUUUUGGGCCGGGACUUGGCCAGCGUGGUCCACCCUCAGCUCAACGCGGCCGGGAAACCUGUGCCUGACGUUCCUUUGCCUCUAGAUGGCGCGAGUGACCUGAUCCGCAACUAUGGGAGAAGGAAUAGGUGCAAGAGAGCUACCCAACAAGAACGGCUCAAUCAGAAGAUCGCAGGCGCCAGAUUUCAUGUGGGGGUGGAGGACAUUCAGAGGUGCUCAUCGUGUCGUGGACUGAAAGGGACGUUCAAUUUACGAAGGUAUGACCGCUUGCAGCUCCAGCGGACCAGGCCUACCGUGGGCGUGAUUGAAAGACAUGCGCGCAGCAGAGCUCAAGUCGCAGCAUUCAAGUGCCAAUGUUCAAAUCCGUUGCUUGGAGCUGGCGGCCAGAGGGCGGCCACAGACUCUGCGCUACCGACGGCUCCAGAGCAUCUGCAAGCUCAUGGCAUCAAUGGGCAUCCUUUGCCUGGAGCCGUAGGAGACACACAGCGCUGA
This is a messenger RNA of Cladophialophora immunda, 2004 nucleotides long. RefSeq lists its product as uncharacterized. Lineage: Eukaryota; Fungi; Ascomycota; Eurotiomycetes; Chaetothyriales; Herpotrichiellaceae. The coding region runs from base 1 to 2004 and encodes 667 amino acids. The transcript is spliced from 2 exons. The record is from RefSeq and is a predicted model, not a curated record.